Molecule: messenger RNA, 1260 nt
Organism: Aspergillus fijiensis CBS 313.89
Lineage: Eukaryota; Fungi; Ascomycota; Eurotiomycetes; Eurotiales; Aspergillaceae
Product: CRAL-TRIO domain-containing protein
Exons: 4
Source: RefSeq, a predicted model, not a curated record
UCCCAACCACCAACCGGCUACAUCCACAACCUCACCUCAGACCAGUCCACCAAGCUCCGUCAAAUCUGGAGCAUCAUCCUCUACCUCAUCAACAACCACGAUGACACCACCGCCGAAAGCACUACCGCCCCAACAGCCGCCGGUCUAGCCUCCGCCCUCGCAGCCCACCACCUGCCUUCCCUCGACACCGUCCAACCCAUCCUCGACACUCUCCCUCGCCACCCGCUCCCUUCCCUCCGCGCCGGCCUCCUUAGUCUCGCCAGACACGACUCUCCAGAUACCCUCCUCCUCCGCUUCCUGCGCGCCCGCAAAUGGUCCGUCCCCGCCGCGACCGCGAUGCUCUGCCGCGCGAUCCACUUCCGCCACACGCAGGACAUCGACGCCCGGGUCCUGGCCGCCACCGAGCUGGACGCCCUGUACGAGGCCACCGCACAACCACCGCAGACCCCUCCCAUACCGGGCGCCAUCGGGGCGACGACCGUGAAUACCACCGCGACGGACAGCCAGGCGUUCUUGAACCAGAUGCGCAUGGGGAAGGCGAUCGUCCACGGGACGGAUCGCCAGGGCCGGCCGGUCCUGCUCGUGCGCGUGCGGCUGCACCAACCCGGACAACAGAGCGAGGCGGUCAUCACCCGGUUCAUUUUGCAUAUGAUUGAGACGGUGCGCUUGACGUUGGUCGAUCCCGUCGAGACGGCGACAAUCCUAUUCGACAUGACGGGGUUUUCGGUGUCGAAUAUGGAAUUUGCGCCCGUGCGAUUCGUCAUCGAUUGCUUUCAGGAGAAUUACCCGGAGUAUCUGGGGACUAUGCUGAUCCACAACGCUCCGUGGAUCUUUUCGGUAGGAAUCUGGAAAAUUGUCAAAUCCUGGAUGGACCCCGUCAUCGUCUCCAAGGUGCACUUCACCAGGUCCGUCGCCGACCUGGAGCAGUUCCUCGUCCCGGACCAGAUCCUCAAGGAGAUCGGCGGCCCCGAGGCCUGGGAGUAUGAGUUCGUGGAGCCCGUGGCGGGCGAGAACGAGCGCAUGACCGAGACAGCCACGCGCGACCGGCUGCUGGCCGAGCGCGAGGAGCUGGCCUCUAAACUGCUGGAGUUGACGGAGGAGUGGCUGGGCGCGGCGGAGCCGGAGAGUGUGGCGGUGCAGCGGACGGAGGCUAUUUCAGCCUGGCGCAAGCAGUAUUGGGUGGUGGAUCCGUUUGUUAGAGGACGCACGUGUCUGGAUCGUACCGGGGUGAUUCAGGAGGGGGGAAAGAUAGACUUUUAC